UGCGCCCUCCCUCGCGACUGCGCAUGCGCAGAACACGUUGUAAACAAUGAGCCCGUUCCAGACCGUCUCCAGCUUUGUGUCUGUCCGACAGUCAUCUGUUCAAACUAACAGCGGCUUCGCCGUCGCGCAGUAAACAAGCAUGUUCCUCGGGAGCUGAAGCAUGGAGGAGGUUCUGAGCAGGCUGAGGGGGCUAAGUGCCGAUGAACUGCGCGAGGAGUUCGCCCGGGCGGACGUCAAGUGCGGCCCCAUCACCGCCAGCACUCGAGCCACCUUCGAGAGGAAGUUAGCGCGGGUCCUGACCGGGUCAGAGAGCGGUGUCACUGAAUCUGACAAUGGCUCUUCUGCCGGCGUCACCUCCGCAGUUGCGCCCACCAAUGCUGCAACGAGCAGCAGCAGCAGCAGCAGCCGCUCCGAGGCUGCCCGGGAAGAGUUGGACUUUGGCUAUGGAGUUGGUCUCAACCCUCCAGAGGAAGAGGAGAUCUCGGUGAAGACGACUGCCAACAGCUCUGCUGAGGGCAGCGACUGUCAGUCCAAAACGGAAACGCCUUCAAAGCUCGCACAAGUGUCCCCAACCUUUUAUUUUGGAGUAUGUCCACCGUGGGAGGAUGUUUUGGCUAGAAAUGAGCGAGCACAUGUAUACACGGACAAGAAAGACGCUCUUCAGGCUAUGAAGAUGAUGAAGGGAGCCCGCUUCAAAGGCUUUCCCCACCGCGAGGACGCUGAGAAGUUUGCCAUGGGGAUCUGCGACUACCUCCCCUCUCCCAGCAAAUCUGCCCCCUGUGUGUCUCCCGUCAAACCAGGCCUGGUCAUCAGUAAAGACAAUAUGGAGGUUGAUGCCAUCAACCGGGAGCGGGCCAACAGUUUCAAGAGCCCGCGCACGCAGGACCUGACUGCCAAACUGAGGAAAGCCGUGGAGAGGGGCGACGAGGUCGCCUUCAGCGAGCUGGUCUGGAGCAACCCACGCUAUCUCAUUGGCUCGGGGGAUAAUCCCACCAUUGUGCAGGAGGGCUGUCGCUACAACGUCAUGCACGUGGCGGCCAAGGAGAACCAGGCGGGAAUCGCCCAGCUGCUGCUGGACACCUUGGAGAACCCGGAGUUCAUGCGCCUCAUGUACCCAGACGACCAGGAGGCCAUGCUGCAGAAACGCGUCCGCUACAUUGUAGACCUUUACCUCAACACUCCUGAUAAGGCCGGGUUUGAAACACCACUUCACUUUGCCUGUAAGUUCGGGUGCCCAGAUGUGGUCAAUGUUCUGUGCUCGCACCCUGGCGUGGAUAAGAACUGUCGGAACAAGGAGGGCCAAAAGCCUUGUGAUCUGAUUUGUAGCAGAAAGAAUAAAACCCAGGAAGUGAAGCAGAAGAUAAGUGACUAUUUGGAGGAUCGCUGCUAUAUCCCUUUGUUGAGGGCAACCGAUAACACCUCUCAGCCCAUUAUCGGUGCCCCGUGGUCGCCAGAGACCUCAGAAAGUCUCUCGCUGAUCCAGCGGCACACGAGAAGCCCCAUGGAUCCAGUGAUGACCGUCACGGCCUUCGCCGGCCCACUGAGCCCGUCUAAAGCAGAUGACUUUCGCCGUUCCUGGAAGACGCCACCCAGGGACAGAGCGGACCUUUUCCACCACAUCCUCAAGUCCGAUCCGGACCGCGGGGCAGAGAGAGUGGGCAGGGACCUGGCUCGCGAGAUGGGUCACCCGUGGGCCGAGUACUGGGACUUCCUGGACAGUUUUGUGGACCUGUCCUCGGCCGAGGGGCUCCGAAAGCUGGAAGAGUACCUGGGCAAGAAGGACUUCAGCCCGUGGGCUCACGAGAAGACGGGGGAGAAUGAGACCAGCAACAGGUUCAAAAGCCCCUCACCAGGCAAGCCUAAGAAGUUCUGCAACUCCGUCUCAGUCGGGGCCUUCCUGGACGAGGGGGAGGACAUCAGCCUCGAGGAAAUGAAGAACCGGCAGAACGCAGCUCUCACCAGCAUCACCGCCUCCGCGUCCAAGGACGGCCUGAAGGGAGCGGUGGGCGGCCGCGAGUUCCACAUCCUGCCCAUUCCACUCCACCACUGUGGCGCCGCCCCCGUGAUAGAGACGGCGGCCGAGCAGGACUUGCUGUGCUGCUGCGACGAUGGCCUCCUGUCGCCAGGCGUCGCCUGCCAAAACGGGGCAUGCUCCUCCUCCAGAGACGGGACUCACAAUGGAGACAAGGUGUCCCCUCGCACCUCCCCUUCCUCCUGCCUGCUGUCGCCCAUCUCCAACCUCAUGGAGGUUGAGCGCAUGACACUGCAGGAGCCACUGGACAGCCACACCAGCUGCAGGGAGAGGAGGAGCAGUGGCGGCAGCCAGCACAGGGACGCCCGGGACUCCUCAGCCACAGACCUGAGCUCCGGGCUGAACCGCCUGUCUCUUGGCCACAGCGGUCAGGACGACGAGGCCCUGGAAGGUCCGAGCGGGAGGACAGAGGGAGGGGGUGCGGAGGAGAGGCGCAGCAGCGGCAGCUCGGAGGAGUACUUUGAAGCCGAGGAGAGCGUGGAGGCGCUUGGCAGGACUAGGGGGUCAGUGAUGGGGGGGCGCAACUUCUGCGCCCGGUCCAAGUCAUGGGACCACGGGGGCAGAGACCUGAGUAGCUCAGGGUCCUCUGGGUCUUCCUACAAGUCCUUGGAUAACUCCCACGAGUUCCUACCCAGGACUCCACCGCACAUAAGAAGAGGACUUUUCAUCAAUGGGGAUUCACCGAGCAAGCUGGACAGGGAGGUCAUGUCAGCAAUAGACGGCGUAGACGUCGACCCUCAGAAGUAUCCCAGCAUCAUCAAGUGGAAGAGCACAAUGACGUCGUACUCCGCAUCGGACAUGCAGAGCUGGCCCAGCCCCGCGGUGGUGAAACCACGACUCAGGAUGCCCCACCAGACCCCCGGCUCCCCGGUCAGCGACCUGAUGUCCCCCGGCGGUCGCUUCAGCCCCGCCCGGCACGCUGCCUCGCCGGACUUCAGCCCCAGCCGCUACAGCCCUGCCAAUGCUAGCUACAUCCAGCGCAUCCGCCUCAAGCACUUGAACGAGCCGCCGAUCUACCCCCCCUACCACUAAUGGCCAUACCCCCGUUAGCCCCCCCCC
Molecule: messenger RNA, 3091 nt
Organism: Scophthalmus maximus (turbot)
Lineage: Eukaryota; Metazoa; Chordata; Actinopteri; Pleuronectiformes; Scophthalmidae
Gene: ankle2
Product: ankyrin repeat and LEM domain containing 2
Exons: 13
Coding region: 161-3064 (967 amino acids)
Biological process (GO): negative regulation of phosphorylation
Cellular component (GO): endoplasmic reticulum
Molecular function (GO): protein phosphatase 2A binding
Source: RefSeq, a predicted model, not a curated record